GUGUGUGUAGGAAUACCGUGGGCUGACUGUGGAGCGUUGAGGACUGUUCCCCAAUGGAAUGCAGAAAAGACAGCGCAACUGCCGCAGUGAAUGAAGUUGGUUGGUUUGUUGAUCCACUCAUUAACGCGUGAUACUAACAGUAUACUUAACCAAAAGAGAUAGCGAAAUGCAUCAGAAGCAUCAAUGCAUCUUAUUUAUUUGAACAUCCGCGAAGUGCGUUCUCAUCGGCGGGGGCGAUUUAAGCACAAAAAGGCGCACGCUCACAAUUCACCUUAUUGUUUUGAUUUGUUGAGCAGUUUUCCAAGCGUCUUCUUGAUCGCUAGUGUUCGUCAGCAGUCCUGAUCGGCGCGGGAUGGUGGAGACGCUGAGCAUCGCCGUCAUCGGAGCGCCUGGAGUCGGGAAAACUUCUAUCAUCCGUCAGUUUAUUUACAGUGACUUCUCCGAGACGUACACCCCCACCCAAACGCGAUACGUGUACAGACCCUCGGUCAUUCUUAACGGUGUUAUGUACGACCUGAAGAUUUUGGAUGUCCCGCCAAUUUCCUCCUUUCCUUCAAGCCCAAGUCAGGAGUGGCUGGAUGCGCGGUGUAGAGGGGUCCGCAGCGCAAACGCCUACAUUCUGGUCUAUGACAUCUGCUGUGUGGAGAGCUUUGAGUAUGUCAAGAUGAUCCGACAGCAAAUUGUGGAUAACAGAGUGGGCAGCAGUAGUGAGGUGCCCAUCCUGGUGGUGGGCAGUAAGCGGGACCUUCAGCGGCAUCGGUUCACCCAGCGCAGGGCCGUGUCUGUCCUGGUGAAGAAAACCUGGAAGUGCGGCUAUGUUGAGUGCUCUGCUAAGUAUAACUGGCAUGUGCUUCUGCUCUUCAAAGAGCUCCUGGGAAUAGCCGUGGCACGAGGACUGCGUCCGAACCACACCUCUAUCCGACUCCAAGGGGCAUUGCAGAGGAACCGCUGUAAUGUCAUGUGACAGAUAUGUAGCUUUUUUGAAUUUAUGCUUAUUUAGGACCAGUUUGUUUUAU
Sinocyclocheilus rhinocerous is the source of this 1016-nucleotide messenger RNA. Its product is annotated as ras-like protein family member 10B. The record is from RefSeq and is a predicted model, not a curated record. Lineage: Eukaryota; Metazoa; Chordata; Actinopteri; Cypriniformes; Cyprinidae. The transcript has 3 exons. The coding region runs from base 353 to 964 and encodes 203 amino acids. Gene Ontology annotation, molecular function: GTP binding; GTPase activity.